This is a messenger RNA of Oryzias latipes (Japanese medaka), 868 nucleotides long. It is a transcript of the gene tshba, whose product is annotated as thyroid stimulating hormone subunit beta a. Gene Ontology annotation, biological process: G protein-coupled receptor signaling pathway. Gene Ontology annotation, molecular function: hormone activity. Lineage: Eukaryota; Metazoa; Chordata; Actinopteri; Beloniformes; Adrianichthyidae. Gene Ontology annotation, cellular component: extracellular region; cytoplasm. The record is from RefSeq and is a predicted model, not a curated record.
CCUAGAUAGUCAGACUUACAGUCACCAGCAAGUUAAAGUGAUCUUUAAACAGGCUAAACUCAAGUUAAGCCAAACACAUCUCUUAAGAUGAACACUGUACUGUUCCCCUUUUGGAUGCUUUUCCUGCUGCUGUCUCCAGUGGUGCCAAUGUGUUUACCUACUGACUUUACACUGUAUGUGGAGAAGCCAGAAUGCGACUACUGUGUGGCAGUCAACACCACCAUCUGCACAGGGUUUUGCUACUCAAGGGACAGCAACAUGAGGGACAUUUUUGGUCCACGCUUCCUUAUCCAGAGAGGCUGCACAUAUGAUAAGGUGGAAUACCGAUCAGCUAUCCUGCCUGGCUGUCCCCUUGAGUCCAAUCCUGUUUUUACCUACCCCGUGGCACUCAGCUGCCACUGUAGUGCCUGCAGGACUGACAGUGAUGAGUGCACGCAUAGGGCCAGCACAGGCGGAGGGAGGUGUACCAAACCAGUUCGACUAGUCCAUCCAUAUCCAGGCCAGAGCACCUAUAUGAUCCUGUUUUGACUCUUUGGUCCUCUUUCUCAAGUUGUCCUUCUUGUCAACCUAAAAUGAUGUCUUGAAAAAUGACAGAAAAAAAACUUUUAAGAGAUACUUGCAAUGUAUCUGCUUUUGCAACUACAACUUGCUUACCUGUACUUUAAUGACUUUGGUGGCCUAUUGUGCAGCAAAAUAGCUUCUCAGAUAACCAUGAGAUGAAUUCUUGUCACCUUUUUUUUGUGCAUUACAAUGAUUCCUUGUUCACAAUGUAUUCACUAUCUUUUCCCAAAUAUUUUCUCUUUAAAAGGGAUUCUUUGAAUGUUACCUAUAAUUAAACGUGCAGAAUCAAAGCUCUUUGACUAAGCUU